AUCUGACUUCAGUCAGAGUACGAAUACACCGUCCGCUGAUUAUAUCUUUUAGUUAUUCUCGAAUUCAAGAAGUGUGAUGAGCUUCGACCGCGUCGGAAAGUGAAAACUUAAAUUUUGUGCUAUAAGGUUUAAGUCAGAUUAUAAUCUCGGGUAGAAACAAAAAACAAAAUUAUUUUUAUCCCCGAUUUAAAUUGAUAUUAAUGUGAACAAAGCUUCUUCGUAACCAUCAGUCAAAUUAACGAAAAACAAAGCACAAAUAAAUUAAACACGCAAUCAUGAAGACGUGGGCCCUGUGUGUUUGUGUGUUACUUAUCUCAGCUAAUUAUUCAAAUGCCUUAUCGACACUCCGCAAACAAGUAAAACAAGCUGAUAAAGUUGUACAGCUGAAGCAAUUAGAUCUGCCAGAAGCUGAAAUUGAUCCGAAUAUCGGACCAACACUGCCAAAUGCUGAAGGGAUUGUAGCCGAAACCGCAGAAGCUGCAGAAGCUGCUGAAGCUGUAGAGACGGCUGCAGAAGAAAUUGCUGAAAAACCAGUAGCAUCUGCAGCUUCAACUGCUGAAGAGGAAGUAGCAGCAGUAGCUGAAGAAACUGUUGAUGCAGUUGAAGCAGUUUCGUCCAGUCCUGCUCUAACAGAGGAAUCAAACCCAGUUAAUGAAGAUGAUCCAAAUCAGCUGAGCAAGUAUUGUAAAUGUUCUGAUACACACUGUGAUUGUUGUCGCAACUUCCAGUUGCCAAUUCUGCCAGUUCGAGGUCCAGGCUGUGCCAAAGUGACAUAUCUUGGCAAUGAAAGGAUGUCCGUUUCGAUUAAGUAUGGUGACCUUGUACUUGCUACGAGAACUAUUUCCGGAAAGAAGGCCAAACCCAUUUGCGUUAGUUUACCAGGAGGAUUUUCGAAAUUCUGUGGCAGAGUGUAUGGAUUGUCGAAGGGAAAAGAAGACUUUAAGGCGUGUUUGGGGCUUGAGCUACGCUCAGAGGAAGAAGUCGAGGCAUCAAUGCGCGUAUCUUGUUUCAAAUUUGGAGCUAAAGGCUUGCAAGUAGCAGAGGCUGAACCCUUGCCAGAGGUCCCAAAGGAAGAAGAAGAGGAUGAAGAUGAUAUCUUUGGUUUUGCUGCUGGUGGUGGCUCUGAUGAUGAUUACGAUGAGGAAGACGAAGAAGAGGACGAUGAUGAUGCUGAGGAUGAUGAUGAUGAUGCUGCCGGUGCUGGUGCUGCAGCUACAGAUGAUGCCGACUAUGAUGGUUUCAGUUUUCUUGGAAGUGGCUUAUUAGAUGAUUUGGACGAUUCUGAGGAGGCAAGUAGUCCUGUUCAAGCUACGCGAAAUGAUCGAAAUGCCAUAGCUCAAAGUAAGGAAGGUGAAGGUAUUCCACUGGUGGAAGCCGAGACCGGGGCUGUUGAACAGUCUACAAAUACUACUGCUGAUGCAACAAAACCCGACGGUACUAAAGUUAAGAAAAACAAGAAAAAGAAGAAGAAGGCUAGUGAUUCCUAUUUCGCUCUUGAUUUCCUAAAUGGAAUCCUUGAUUUUUUUAAUUAAGAAGAUACAAAGAUCAUUUCGAACAAUACAAGCUAAAAAAGUGUAAAUACAAUCAAAAAUUCUAGGUUUAAGUUUUAAUUUAUUUAUUUAUAUUUAUUUAAAUGCAUUUAAUAAAUUAAUGUAAAUUAUUUGAAGAGAAAUGAAUCAGAAAAA
This is a messenger RNA of Eupeodes corollae, 1685 nucleotides long. RefSeq lists its product as uncharacterized. Bases 276 to 1532 code for a protein of 418 amino acids. The record is from RefSeq and is a predicted model, not a curated record. The transcript is spliced from 4 exons. Lineage: Eukaryota; Metazoa; Arthropoda; Insecta; Diptera; Syrphidae.